This is a messenger RNA of Musa acuminata AAA Group (dessert banana), 474 nucleotides long. Its product is annotated as auxin-responsive protein SAUR64-like. The coding region runs from base 1 to 474 and encodes 157 amino acids. The transcript has 2 exons. The record is from RefSeq and is a predicted model, not a curated record. NCBI's taxonomy places the organism in Eukaryota, Viridiplantae, Streptophyta, Magnoliopsida, Zingiberales, Musaceae. Gene Ontology annotation, biological process: response to auxin.
AUGUUGAGUCCCAAGAGACUUGUCGAGAAGGCAAAGAGGGGUUUCCCGUUGAUGAGAGCUCCCAGUUCCGGCGCUUGCACGACAGUGGUCGCUGAGAAGGGCCAUUUCGUGGUGUACACUGUGGACGAUGCGAGGUUCAUGGUCCCAUUGGCGUUCCUCAAGAACCGUCUAUUUCAGGAGCUACUAAGGGUGUCGGAGGAGGAGUUUGGACUACCAGGCGAUGGGCCGAUCACGUUGGCGUGCAGCGCGGUUUCCAUGGAGUACAUCCUCUCCUUGCUCGGUAGACGCAUGUCCGGAGAUGUGGAGAGGGCUUUGCUUGCCUCCAUCAUCGAUGCAGACCGAGAUUUCCCACCAGCAGAAGUUGGUUGUCCAUUUGCUUUCAAGGUUGUCAAAGGCCAAGUACGGGAGCCUUUGCUUUUUGAGUCCUCACUAUCCUCCCAAGUCCAACUGGGAGUUGGGAUGGGUCUUCGUUAG